This is a messenger RNA of Sciurus carolinensis (gray squirrel), 4475 nucleotides long. RefSeq names its product pre-mRNA processing factor 4B (gene Prp4k). The transcript has 15 exons. Bases 142 to 3171 code for a protein of 1009 amino acids. Gene Ontology annotation, biological process: peptidyl-serine phosphorylation; peptidyl-threonine phosphorylation; mRNA cis splicing, via spliceosome. The record is from RefSeq and is a predicted model, not a curated record. Lineage: Eukaryota; Metazoa; Chordata; Mammalia; Rodentia; Sciuridae. Gene Ontology annotation, molecular function: protein serine/threonine kinase activity; ATP binding.
GCGGAGUUAAGAGUACCGCUUUCCCCUACGCGCGUUGCACAUGCGCUACGGCUUUUUUUUCACCCCCCUUUUUCCACUUCCACUAGCUUCCACCGUCCGGGGAACCGCCGCUACUGCCGCCGAGGAGUCAGGAAGUUCAAGAUGGCUGCCGCGGAGACUCAGUUGCUGCGGGAGCAACCGGAGCUGGAAGAUGUUGAUAAUUCUGAAAAGAGUAUAAAUGAAGAAAAUGGAGAAGUAUCAGAAGACCAAUCUCAGAAUAAGCACAGUCGUCACAAAAAAAAGAAACAUAAACACAGAAGUAAACAUAAGAAACAUAAACAUUCCUCAGAAGAAGACAAGGAUAAAAAACAUAAACAUAAGCAUAAACAUAAGAAACACAAAAGAAAAGAAGUUAUUGAUGCUUCUGACAAAGAAGGUAUGUCCCCAGCAAAAAGAACUAAACUUGAUGAUUUAGCUUUGCUUGAAGACUUGGAAAAACAGAGAGCCUUGAUUAAAGCUGAACUUGACAAUGAGUUAAUGGAAGGAAAGGUCCAAUCUGGGAUGGGGCUUAUUUUACAAGGUUAUGAGUCUGGCUCUGAAGAAGAAGGAGAGAUUCAUGAAAAGGCAAGAAAUGGAAAUAGAUCUAGUACUAGAUCUUCAAGUACAAAGGGUAAACUUGAACUUGUGGACAAUAAAAACAGUACAAAAAAAAGAAGUAAAAGCAGAUCCAAAGAACGGACUAGACAUAGGUCAGAUAAAAAGAAAAGUAAGGGAGGUAUUGAAAUAGUUAAAGAGAAAAUAACUAGGAGCAAGUCAAAGGAAAGGAAGAAGUCCAAAAGUCCAUCCAAGAGAAGUAAAUCUCAAGAUCAAGCAAGAAAAUCAAAGUCCCCUACCCUUAGAAGGCGAUCUCAAGAGAAAAUUGGGAAAGCCAGAUCUCCUAAUGAUGAGAAGGUUAAAAUUGAAGAUAAAAGUAAGACAAAAGAUAGGAAAAAAUCCCCAAUUAUAAAUGAAAGUAGAAGUCGUGAUCGAGGUAAAAAAUCCAGAUCCCCAGUUGACUUAAGAGGUAAAUCCAAAGACAGAAGGUCACGGUCCAAAGACAGAAAAUCAAAACGAUCUGAAACUGAUAAAGAAAAGAAGCCAAUUAAAUCUCCUUCUAAAGAUGCUUCUUCUGGGAAAGAAAAUAGGUCACCCAGUAGAAGACCAGGUCGUAGUCCUAAAAGAAGAAGUUUGUCUCCAAAACAGCGUGAAAAAUCAAGAAGAAGUAGAUCGCCACUUCUAAAUGAUAGAAGAUCUAAGCAGAGCAAAUCACCUUCUCGAACUCUGUCUCCUGGUAGAAGAGCCAAGAGUCGAUCCUUAGAAAGAAAACGAAGAGAACCAGAAAGAAGACGACUUUCUUCUCCAAGAACACGACCUCGAGAUGAUAUCCUCAGUAGACGUGAAAGAUCAAAAGAUGCCAGUCCUAUUAAUAGGUGGUCUCCAACCCGAAGAAGAACAAGUAGAUCUCCCAUUAGACGAAGGUCCCGCUCCCCACUUAGACGUAGUAGAUCUCCAAGAAGAAGAAGCAGGUCUCCUCGGAGAAGAGACAGAGGUCGUAGGAGCAGAUCACGCUUGAGAAGGAGGUCUCGAUCACGAGGUGGUCGUAGACGAAGAAGCAGAAGCAAAGUAAAGGAAGAUAAAUUUAAAGGAAGUCUUUCUGAAGGAAUGAAGGUUGAGCAGGAGUCUUCAUCUGAUGAUAAUCUCGAAGAUUUUGAUGUAGAGGAAGAAGAUGAAGAAGCCCUGAUAGAACAGAGAAGAAUACAAAGGCAGGCAAUUGUCCAGAAAUAUAAAUACCUUGCUGAAGAUAGCAAUAUGUCUGUACCAUCUGAACCAAGCAGCCCCCAGAGCAGUACCAGAACACGAUCACCUUCUCCAGAUGACAUCCUAGAGCGGGUAGCUGCUGAUGUUAAAGAGUAUGAACGAGAAAAUGUUGAUACAUUUGAGGCCUCAGUAAAAGCCAAGCAUAAUUUAAUGACUGUUGAACAAAAUAAUGGUUCAUCUCAGAAGAAGCUGUUAGCACCUGAUAUGUUUACAGAAUCUGAUGAUAUGUUUGCUGCAUAUUUUGAUAGUGCUCGUCUUAGGGCUGCUGGCAUUGGAAAAGAUUUCAAAGAGAAUCCCAACCUCAGAGAUAACUGGACUGAUGCAGAAGGCUAUUAUCGUGUGAACAUAGGUGAAGUCCUAGAUAAGCGUUACAAUGUGUAUGGCUACACUGGGCAAGGUGUAUUCAGUAAUGUUGUAAGAGCCAGAGAUAAUGCAAGAGCCAACCAAGAAGUGGCUGUUAAGAUCAUCAGAAACAAUGAGCUCAUGCAAAAGACUGGUUUAAAAGAAUUAGAGUUCUUGAAAAAACUUAAUGAUGCUGAUCCUGAUGACAAAUUCCACUGUCUGCGACUCUUCAGGCACUUUUAUCACAAGCAGCAUCUCUGUCUUGUAUUUGAGCCUCUCAGUAUGAAUUUACGAGAGGUAUUAAAAAAAUAUGGUAAGGAUGUUGGUCUUCAUAUUAAAGCUGUAAGAUCCUAUAGUCAACAGUUAUUCCUGGCAUUGAAACUCCUUAAAAGGUGCAAUAUCCUACACGCAGAUAUCAAGCCAGACAAUAUCCUGGUUAAUGAAUCAAAAACGAUUUUAAAGCUUUGCGAUUUUGGGUCUGCUUCACAUGUUGCGGAUAAUGACAUAACGCCUUAUCUUGUCAGUAGAUUUUAUCGCGCUCCUGAGAUCAUUAUAGGUAAAAGCUAUGACUAUGGUAUAGAUAUGUGGUCUGUAGGUUGUACCUUAUAUGAACUCUACACUGGAAAAAUUUUAUUUCCUGGCAAAACCAAUAACCAUAUGUUGAAACUCGCCAUGGAUCUCAAAGGAAAGAUGCCAAAUAAGAUGAUUCGGAAAGGCGUAUUUAAAGACCAACAUUUUGAUCAAAAUCUCAACUUCAUGUACGUAGAAGUUGAUAAAGUAACAGAGAGGGAGAAAGUUACUGUCAUGAGCACCAUUAAUCCAACUAAGGACCUGUUGGCUGACUUGAUUGGGUGCCAGCGACUUCCUGAAGAUCAACGUAAAAAAGUACACCAGCUAAAGGACUUGUUGGACCAGAUCCUAAUGUUGGACCCAGCUAAACGAAUUAGCAUCAACCAGGCCCUACAGCAUGCUUUCAUCCAGGAAAAAAUUUAAACGAGAUGAAGAAACUCCAAGGGUUUGAGUAAUUAAAUACAAAGACUGAAGAAAUUUCACAGCAGUUUAUUAUUAAUGUAUAUAAACUUAUAAAUAUUUCUCCAGCAAAUUUGAGGAAGCAUGAUAUAUUUGAAUUAACACCAAGGGUGAUAUUUCUUUUAGAAAUGUUAGUUAAUCUGUUUUGUGUCUUAUGUGAAAUUUCACUGUAGAACUGUUUUAAUUGCCAAGACUGCACAAAAUUACAGUGCUAAUGUAUAUGGUUGCAGUUCACAUAAAAGACAAAAGCAUCUGUUAUAAAAUGAGUAGUAAUACUGGGUGGUUGAUUCGUUUUUAGCAGAAUUGGCUUCAUUUUGGUCUUCAAAUAAAAUGGCCAGCAUAAAUGCUGUUUAUAUUCACGUUUUCCUAGGUGUGUGUGUGCAGGCCACAGCAGCAUGCCCUUGGUGUAGUCAGUGCCGAAAGGGGUCUGUUCCUUCUUGAGCCUGCCUGCAGGGACGGUCUCCUCUUUAAAAGCAGGUUGUGUACAACAUUCAGUACACUGAAGGUAAGCUAAACCAUCAACAUCACUGGUGUUUUAAGAUGUUAUUUUAUUGGAAUAAUUGACAAAUGAGGGAUAAUAGCUUUGUGGCAGAAUUCCCUGCAUGUGUGAUAACUGAUCUUGUUUUAUUUUUUGGCAUUGCAACUGUGGCAUAGUUACAAUUUCUGUUCUGUUCAUCACAUUUAAAAUUUGAAGAGUACGCGCUUGAUGGAUAGAGCGCCUUCAGUGUACUGUUUCUUAUUAACUUUACUUUUUUAAAAUCAACUUGCUAUAGACUUUAUAUACAUUUUGUUAAAUACAGUUCCUAGUGACAUAGAAACGAUGCAUAGUUUUCAUUUACUAAUUACAAAUGUUGAGGCCUAAUUCUCAAAGUCCUCAUAUUUAAAGGUUAGAUAGACAACAUAAUGAAAUUUUUAACUAUUUGUAUGUCAUUUUGAAAGUGUACUGCUUUAUGGUAAAAGUGUUUUUUCAUUUGUUCAUUGUUUUCAUUAUUUGUGAUCAUGUUGUCUUUCAAUACAGGCAUAAACCUUCCACUCUUGAACAAAGCAGCUGCUUUUUAAAAGCGGUAAUUGCUUCUUUACCUUUUAUUUCUUUUGUAAAUGAAGCUUUUCUUUAAGAUUGUGACUUUAAAGUGUUGUCUAUUGCAUAAACAGUUGACACUCACUUAUUGUAAAGUGAAGAUUGUUCUACUGCAUGUGAAGUGGACCAUGCAGAUUUCUGUAUGUUCUCAGUAUGCAUCACUAGAUAAUAAAGUCUUUUGUGAACAAGG